Molecule: messenger RNA, 18049 nt
Organism: Schistosoma haematobium
Lineage: Eukaryota; Metazoa; Platyhelminthes; Trematoda; Strigeidida; Schistosomatidae
Exons: 35
Coding region: 4858-13419 (2853 amino acids)
Biological process (GO): neuron projection development; cell morphogenesis
Cellular component (GO): cell cortex; site of polarized growth
Source: RefSeq, a predicted model, not a curated record
GACUAGACCAAGAUGUCACAGGGUCCCCGGAUAAGUGCACGUAAAACAAGCUUUUUGAAGCGACAUAUGGAGAACGAAUUUGUAGUACUUCACCGGAGUCUUAAAUACAGGUCUCGGAUAGACAACAAACGUCGAUAUUAUGACUUUCCAAAGACAUAUCCAGCCCUAUCUGUUGUCCGACCUGCAUAAGUGUGCGAACGUUGAAGGCAGCCAGUUUGAAUGGUGCACGUGGUUUCAGAAAAACUGCUUCAGUAUUCGUAUUUGGUGGUAGCAUACAAUUUUCAACCAGGCAGUGAUUCGAGAACGUUUAGAUAGAACCGAGUUUCCACCAUAAGCGAGCUGCUGUAUAAGUCGAAAAAUAAGGAUACACAGAGUGGAAAUAAAAGAGAGUGAAUAAAUUACGUAAAUAAUAAUAAUAAUAAUGUGAAUCGUUUGAUUGUUAAUCGAAGUAAGACAAGUAUUUUCCAUAAAUAUCGACAUUUUAUCAUAUUUGUGUGUGGGCUGUGAUACUUCUUGGGUGCCCAGACCGAAGCAGUUGGUUUUCUUAGGGGGCCAUACCUCGAGCCUUUGACCUAAAGGUCUGACCCACAAAGCAGUGAAGCAUCGUGAGAAGAUGCAGUCCCAUGGUUGCCGGUGACCGAAAAUUGGUUCAUACGCCAUUUGUUCCCUCAGGAUACUGGAGCCCAUGUGCACCAUUGAUUUGGUUUGGGAUCCGGUUAAAGCGCCGGACAUUCGCUUUUCGUCCUCUCAUUUUCGUAAACAACGCCCCCGCCACAAGAAGGCAGUGAGUAGGACUUCCCUGGCAGAGGCUAUAUACGCGUGGCCGUGUGAGAGCAUUUCGAGAGGGAGGGCGGGCCCACCCCACUCUCAGCCAUAUCAGGGCAUAUAGCUUCUGAGUGUCAUGGUCCAUUCGUCGUGGGAGGAGUAUAUUGAAAUCGUUAUUACCAACAAGUUAUAGUAUAAGACUAUUUAAUUUUCUUCAAGAGAAGAUCACUUCAACCAGUUGUUAUACAAUGCAUCUUUAGAAUAUCUAUGCAAAAUGGUUUUGAAUUUUAUUUUAUAUGCAGUCGUAUUUCUCUGUAAGAAAUAGUAUUAGUUUAUAUAAAAAAAUACUAUUGCGAAUGCUCAUUUAAUCUGCAUUCAAUAUUCAUAUUUGAAAAUAAAAAUGGUGUACAGUGCAAAAUAAUUUGAAAACGAACGAAACGGAUUAGUUGGAGUAUCUGAGAGCUAGAUAAUAUAUAUUUCAGUACAUUUCCCACCACUGUUCUUCAGAAAUACACAUGAAGUGUAAAGUAACUUUUGACUUCAAUAUGGAAUCGAGUUGUUGGCGACUAUAGUAUAGUUUGUGCAUUUGUUUUACGAGAAAUACUACAAUUGGUUACCGAAGACUGACAGGUUAUACCUACUUCUACUUUCUAAUUUACACCACAGAGGUUUAGAAAUUAGCGAUGUUCUACUCAUAGAACCGUCUUCAAAUGGUAAAUUUUAGUGUAAACAUCUUGUUACUCAUUGGCUUGAUAACACUACUGAACUUCCAAAAUAUAUUUUUAUACUACAGUUAUAAGCUACAAACCAGGAUUUGAUUAAAUCCUUUCUCAGUAAUAACUAAAAUUCCGUAAUUAUCUAUCGUUCGAUUAACUGUCAGUAUGUACUACCUAGACAGAACUGGGUCCUAAUGAUUGUUUCUGGAUUUACUGACACUAUCACUGAUCGCAUGAAACACGUCAUAGUUUUACCUAAAUCUUAAAAAAGAUGUAUAUUAUAUCUGAAGUGUUGGAAACUUAUAUUUGUCUAUCUUGUUUAUGUAUGAGGUUUCCAAUCCUUUUUUGGACCAAUCAGCACUUUUGAUUAUGUGUGGAUUUCUGGUAUAAACUUAUACAAGUUUUAUUGUCUUUCAAACAAAGAAAAAACCAUAAGAUUAUUGAAGUUUUACUCAAUCGAGCGAAUUUCAAAAUCUAAUCUCUAAAUCAAACUUCACUUCCAAAUAAUUCAUCUAAAUAUCUUGACAUCAUAUUUACAUUUUCAUGAAAGUAAUUCUUUUAAAAUAGCUUCUUUAUUCGCAUUAUUUUAUUCGAAAAAUGAUUACAAAAAUUAGAACAACUUUUAUAAGUUAACAAUAUUGUUUUCAAUUAGAUCAAGCCUUAUACUAAUAUGCAUUAAUAUUUAUAUGCACGGAUAUUAAAAUUAUCAAACCAAUCAAGGCAGUCAAUAACAAAAAUGAGAUAGACUGCGUAACUAAACACAAUAAGUAAAAAGUCCAGAUUGAUGGUGUGAUCACGGGUGUACUGAGAUCGAUAAGAAUAAUAAAAGCGUGAGUAAAUAUUUCCAAAUAGGAAGUUGAACAGAAUGUUGAAAAAAAAUAGAUAUUAGAAUAAUCAUCAAUGUAAAUGUUUAAAAUUGCUCGAUAAGAGAUGUUCAAAUAAUUAGAUAAUGAGGAAUAUAUGAAAAUACAUGAAAUAUAUGAAACAAAUAAACAAAGGAUAUAGAAAAUGCUAAUGAUAAUUCUUAGUAAAACUGUUUUUUAAGCCUUUUUUAGAACACAUGGGGAGAUGUACUUUUAGCAGCCCGUGAGAUCUGUCUCCAUUUAGAGCGUACGAAUGUUUGUUAUCGUCUUUUCUCGUAGGUCAUCGUCGACUUGAAUCGCGUUAUCCAAUAACGGAAUUAAAUAAGUCGAAUAACGAGAAUUGACUUGAGAAUACAUAUAUUUCGUACAUGAAGCGAAUGAAGCACAGCAAAGCAAAAAUCACACGUAUGGAAGAUGGCUGGGAAGCCAACUCCAUUUUAGUCAAGUAUUAUUCCAUAUUUAUAGUCAGACAAAAUAAGCUACAGACAUACAAUGAGUCAUGGGACAUGAAGUGUACACACAUAUACGCUCAUGUGAAAACAGUCAAGGCUAAUAAGCGAAUAAUUGACAAGGUCAAUGUAUGGCUCAAGUAAAAUGAAUAGAAUGGGAUGUCCGAAAGCUCGAAUAAGGUAUAUGGGCUUGGCAUAAUAACUGACACUACAUACUACUUCGUUGACGCACUAACUAACUUGAUUGGUUAUAUAUUUUUUAAUAUAUGCAUAUAAAUGUUACGGUAUAUUAGUGUGGAGCUCAUUGGAGGAUCUCACUGAAAACAGUAUAAUUUUCAUGAUGAGAAUUUUUAAAAUUUUAAUAGGGUUAUGUUUCAGAGUGAUUUUGACAGAUCAUCCGUCAAUCUGCUCGCUUUGAAUCCUCAGGGCUUUAUCAUCAAGCGAUAGUAUCCUUGUUUCCUUAUUGUUCUAAAUUUUAUCGUGAUUUGUUAAUGAAGCCUGACAUUUUUUAUGGCUGUUUAAUUAUUUUAUCACGUUAUUUCCAUUUUUAAAUCAUAUUUAAAUAUGAUAACCUCUUACGGGUGUUUGCUGGUGAAUGUAACUAACAAUUAAUAUUGUUCACCGAUGAGCAAAAGGGUAUCUGAUUUUCUAUCAUGUAUCGAUUGUUUGACCGAAUUAAGGUCAGCCCUCCUUCUUUUGAGAGGUCUUUUUUAUCAGAUUUUUUUGGCACAUGGUGAAAAUCAUUGUCUAUUACAUGGCAGUUAAGUGGUGAACCAAAAGCUAAUCCGUCUCUUUAGAUGUUUUAACACCAAAGUUUCAUGUAUGCUAAAAAACUUUCCGUUGAAUGCACAUUUUUUGACCAGUUGGAUACCAGAUGGAUUUUCUUCUGAAUCAAUCUUUUUGGGGUUGUUUUAUAUAUAUAUAUAUAUAAGGUAUUUUGUGAAUUCGGUUUUUAAACGUUGUGUUUACUGUCUGAAUGUUUUACAAGAAAUAAGGUAUCAGGACAUUCAUUUUCAUCAUUUGAAAUUGUUAAGCAGUAUGAUAAUCCAUGAAGCUUGAGGUUUAUUUGAUAGUGAGGAUUUCAGUUACAUAGGAGAUAAUCGGUUAUAGAAAAACAGUUCUCAACACGGUCUGAACAAAUCUUACUUCAUCUUGUUUUCAGGCUACGCAAAAUAUUCUCACUCUGAACUUCAUGAAUCAAAUAGGUUUCAAGUAACUUAUGCUACUAAGCUUUCUGGAUUCAGUCGGGGUCAUAUAACACAGUUGCUUUUAAUGACUAGGGGUACUAAGAGAAACAGGAUGUUUUUUUUUUCUCUCCAAUUUUUCAUAAAAAAUGCCUCCACUUUGAAAAAUUCAUUCUAAACGGAUUGUGUUAUGUGUGUAGAACUUAUUAGACUAAAUAAGUCAUAAAAAUUUGAGCGAGGUAAAUUCAGUUGUUUUAGCUGUCAGUUACCUCCGGAAAAGCGGUAUACUAUUUUUCCCAUUUUCAGUGGAAACUUAAUGGAAGAAUGUUCGUGAUUCAACUAUGAUGUACAUGAUAAUUUUAUAUAGUACAUUUCAGAUGACGUUAGUGUUCCUCUGCAAACUUUUGUGAUUAUUGAAACUGUUAAGAUAAAUUUUCCCAGUUUAAUUUGUUUAAGACCAAUAAUUUUAAUCAUAUACUUGGAUUUUCUUUCGCUUUAUUUGACUACUCUAGUCAGACCGCAAGUUUCUGGGUUAUUCAUACCUUCGAAAUCUUUUGAUUUCCGUAAUAUACAAACUUCGAAGUCGUAUUUAUCUACAACACCUGUUCAUCGAAGAGCAUCUCAGUAUAAUCAACAAAUUCAGCAUACUCAACAAGCUUACAUUAUGCAGCCUGCACAAGAACGUGUAGCUGUCACAGAUGUAUGGGCUACUUGUCUUUCUAUUGUAUUCAACUCAUCUAAUUUGCCCACAAGUUGUCCCAUGGCCAUCAAAUCUGCUUGGUCAAUAUUGUUUCAACGAAUAAGUACUAUUUUUCCUCUAAUUGACCCGAGAUCAUUUCUCGUGUAGACGGUAAUUGUUCAUAAAUAUUUUAGCGCACAAAUGGCUGAAAAUCGAGCAUCCUCGUUACUCCGAACUGGAAGUAAGAAACCUGCAAAUGAACGUGAACAGUUCAUUCCUCUUUGGCAUAAUUAUGUCGUUGUUGGAUGUUGUAUAGCUCCGAGCUCUACUGGUUUACGGAUUUCGAAAUCUCCAGAUACGCGCUAUCAGCCUGGGUUCCAUCUACAAAAGCAUUCACUUGACUUUUCAACAAAAGGGGAUUCUAAUGAUUGUGACAACAAUCGAUCUCCUACUCAAUCAGACGAAGUGGUAAAUCAAACGACUGAUUUGAAUGCUAACUCAUCGUCUAAUCGUUCAGCUGUAUCUAAUUCUCCAUGCAUUAAUUGGUCUAAUUCGCCAGAUUUAAAGUAUUCAACAUCAUUUGGAAAAGUGAACGCUAGAGAUUUGGUCAAGUUGCUAGUACCUUUGCUUAGAUGUGAACAACCGGAAAUAAGAGAUUCAGCUAUUGGUGGUCUUGGUCGGAUAAAUCCGGCUGCUUUCAGAGAUGUCCUUGAAGACUUGCAACCGUUGCUAAAAGAAUCUUUCGAUCGAAAACAAGAGAAUUUACGCCGCCGACGUCGACGUGAUGGUUUACGAUCUGCUUUAGUUAAAACUCUUUCUCUUAUGGCACAGACUGGUGUAUUUGCAUAUCCCGAAUCAAAUAUAGUCACACCUCAAGGGUCUUUAAUUUGUCAGCUUCUUGAUUACAUGGAUGGAAUGAGAGGUUAUUUAGAAUCAGUUUCAGACCAGUUAUUAAGUCCAAUCAAUUAUACACAUCAAUUAUCUACAUCGUUAAAUCUCUUAGUUUCUAUACCGUCUGGUUCUACUUCUCAACAAGUUACUACAGUUGGAAGUAUUUCAAGCAAUCAUCAAGUGGGUGGAUCUAUUAGCACUAAUUCUGUAAUUGCUUCUUUAUCUACUCCUACAACUACUGGACCUUCAUUAACUAGUUAUUCAUCGGAAUUUUAUCUAUUGGGUGAAAUUCGCUUACAUUUUUGUAUUUUUAUUAAAGAGCUAAUUCGACGUUUACCAAAACAGAAUCGUACAACUUUAUUGCCUCCAACAUUAAGGCAUCAAUUAUUCAUUUUGUUGUCUCAUUGGAGUGCUCAUUUUGAUCAUAUCAUGGGAACGUACUUAGGGUCUGAAGGCCCGGUGCUUACUGAAUCUUAUUCUUUUGAUUCAAAUGAAAAUAUGGUCGGACAAUCGUCUAGUCUAAAUGGGAUAGUUGGUUUUUCUCCAUCAAAUGAAAUGCCUCACGGAAUUGUUGGGAUUCACCAUCAGUUAUCUAGUGAUAAUUUCCUACAACCUCUCAAUAGCCUGGGUGUUAACAGUGCUCCAUCUUCUGGUUCUAUUGAAUGCAAUGGUAAUAUGAGUGUUUCAUCAACCCAAACCACUCAGAGUCCUACAAUUCAACAGAAAACCUGUGAAAGCGAACAAAUUGAUAUGAGUGAAUAUGUGGAAUAUUGUUUAUGGAUUGAUUUAAUUUGGUUGUCAAAUCAAGCUAUGGCAGCUUUGGUAUGUUGUGGGCCAAUAUUUGAUCGUUCUGCCUUGCUACCGCAAGACAGUGGAAAAUUAAACCAGAUAAUCCUAGGUGUGGGUUCAGAUGCAUCAUCUGUUUCUGGUCCAGAACGUUUGAAUAGUGGUUCAGGUUCAAAUGUUCGCACUCCUAGUUCUGGAUAUGUGCUUCGUUGGAUUUCUGGACUUCUCGUUGCACGUGAUACUGCUCUCAGUUCAAGUCCGUGGCUAUGGUUUUGUCCCAUUACAGGACGCGGUCUUUUGCAUAGUACUUUAACUCUUGGAGGCGCAUCAUUGUGUGGCAAUAGUCAUACACGUUCUCGCAUGAUAGCAGCUGGUGGUGGUCGUCGAUUAGAUUCUCUACUUCGACAACUAGGUGAAGAAACUUUAGUCCUUAUGUUAGAUUUCAAUUCUGACAAUACCGGUCUCUUCAACUGGGUAAUUGAUCAGUGUUAUACUGCAUCAAAUAUAUCAUUGUCUACAGCAUGUUUUGAAUGCAUUUGCCUCAUAAUGAGUAAUAUGCCGAAUUUCGCUUGUGAUUUUAUUGCUAUGAUCACUUUAUGCUUCGUUUUUAUUGAUCAUCCUUCAAGAUUUCUCUCUGACAGAGCUUUCUAUUUACUACGAAUUCUUUACCAGCGUUUUAUCAUAGAACCUGGCGAAAUUCUAUUUAAACAAGCACAUACAACGGAAAUUGAUAAAUCAUUUGUUCUCAACGAAGCAGCUAAUUCUCAAUCAUCCCCAACUUUGUGCAUACCAGGGGAUUGUGACUGUUUUCAGUUAUGUAAAUACCUGCAAAUAAAUAAACUAUUUUAUAAUUCUUUUAACCGUUGGUCUCCUUGUGAAGUUGUGAGACAGUUUGCCGCUCAACAUCCUGAAUUUACGAUCGCUAUUUUUUCGGAGAUUUCUAAACGUCUCGAAAAUGCUAGAGAGGGUUUACGCAUCCCAUUAUUACGUCUACUUUCAAUUUGGCUUGUCAAUGUGGAACUUGUAGAUCUUGUGGAAGGUGAUUUAUUCGAUACAACAAAUCAUAAUAUGGAUAAAGACGAUGAUGAUUUUUCCGAUAUAGAUAAGGAUAAUUAUGUCUGUCGGUCAAAUAACUAUGAAAAAUCUGGCAAUUUGCCUGAACCUACAUUUAGAGUUUAUAAUACCACCAGUUUAGUUGAAACAUCAGAACAACAGCAACGAAAAGAUUGUCCUGAACAUCGUACUCGUCCAUCAAAACGAUACAAACGUUCAAAAAGCCUAUUAAAUUCGGAAUUACUUUAUGAUCAUGAGGAUGCUGACGCUGAUUCAGAUAAUAUUAUUGAUGAUCGAAAUUUCAAAUCACUAACACUGUUGCGAAUGCGUGCACGUCAAACUAUGCUAGAUGAACAUGCGGACAUUUGUAGUCCUCGAACAUGCCAUUUUCAUAAUCAUUUCAAGAAGAAUGGAUGCAAGUAUAACGAUAAUAAUAAUAAUAAUAAUAAUAAUAAUAAUAAUAAUAAUCUACAUUGGUCAACUGUACCUCCCACUCUUCGUUCUAGAGGAUGGGGAUCGAAAAAAGCCACCGAAUUCGUGCUUACAAAUCUUUUCUACUUAUCCUUAAGGCUUGCUGAUUGUCCAACUUCAUCUGAGGUACUAAAACAACUUUGGUUGACGUUAAUUCGCUACCGGUCAGCGAAUUUGCGUGUGAUUCUUCGAUAUCUUAUUAUUAUUACUUCUAUUGCACCUGGUACUCUAUUAGUACAUGUUAAACGUCUCCUUACGUAUCUGGCUUCUGAGCAGGCUGAGCGUGUCAUAGGAGAACUAAUGGUCGAAAUGCAGACUAUUGAUGGUAUUGGUCUAGUUGUUGAACCCAUAUCUAGUCUGCCAUUCUUUCGAGUUAGUACUUCUACUCAACAUCAUCGUCAAUCUAUCGAAGAACUAAAAUCUCACAGAUAUCAGUCAUGCGUUUCAAAUAAUUCAUCAUCGAAGACUGCGAGCAAUUCUAGUCAGAGAGUUAAUGAUCGUUUAUUAGUUAACCAAGAAGGAAUCGGACAACCAGAUGAUGAAUUAGUUGCACUCGGUUUAGGUAGUAAACCUUGUUCUAACACAACGGCGCAAGUACGAACGUUACAUAGUGCUAUUGGAGGAAGUUAUGAUUAUCGCAAUAUCGAUUUUAAUUUGAAUGUGAAGUCUCCUUCAAAUGCAACAGUACGUCCAAAAUCAGCUACAUGUCAACCAUCUACUGUCACUAUAUCUACUAAUAGACCAAAUCAACAAACUACCUUAAAUGAAAGUAGAACACAGUUUACAACAAUAUCAUCCACUUCAAAAGAUAAUAACAAUAGUCACAGCUCUUCUGAAUCACCACAAUCAGAGAAAUCCCGUGAAUCAGCAGCAGCUUUAUCUAACUACCAGCUAGUUGAAGGAAGUGAUGGAGAGCCAGAAAUAGAUCUUGAUUCAUUUGAAGGUUUCACUAAGUGUGGAUCAAAUUUGGAUGAUAAAUAUGCUACUCUGCGCGCUAAAGAUAUUGCAGAUUUACUAACAUCACCUAACCCGAAAGACUUCCAAUCAAGUGAUUCUGAUUCUAAUUGUGAUAUACCGAAUCUAUAUAGGCGCGGUACAACAUUUCCCAUUAUUUCUGACGCCUACGAACGAUCUGUUUUUUCAUCUGUGCUAUCUAGUCCACUGAAUGAAACCAACUGUUUAUCAACCACUGGCAGAAUUUCAAGACAGCCGAAAUAUUUAAAAGAAUACAAAGAAAAACGAUCUAGAUGGUCUAACAAUUCGAAAGUUGAUGCUGUUGGAUCAUCGAGAUUAGACCCUUUUCACCACUCAGCUUCAUUGCCACCCAGUCUUGCUGCCCUCCCUCCACUACCUUUACCACUUCCUGCCAGCGUUUCUUCCAUUCUAAGUCUUUCCUCAAGAGGAUCUACAGGAUCUAACACAUGUAUAUUGUCGAUAUCUCCUGUCACUGUUGAUAGAAAAAGCACUACCAGUUCUGAUAAAUCGGAUAUUAAGCCUUGUGUACGUAGAAGUUCGAACGUGGAAGUAAGUCAUUCGAGCAACAGAUCAUACCUUGACUACAACUGUAAGCCACUCCCUAUGCCUGCAAAUGGAGGUUAUCCCGCCCCUCUUGGUUUAUGGUUGUCUGAACCUUUGGUAAUUGGUGGGUCAGUUGUUUUCAGUGGUAGUUGGCCUCCUGCAGGACCUAGGGCACCUUUAGUUCUAAUAUUGGCCGGCGGUUUAACUCAGUCAAGAGAUAUCCACGUAGAUUGGAGUGAACAUCUACCUUUAAUGCUUCUUGGUGUAUUUCUUGGUAUUGACCACUGUCGUGCACUUGUACAAGAAGAAUCUAAACACUUGCUAGUAUCCUUGUUAGAUCAAGUGUGUCCACAUCAUGAUAUUCUUCGUUUGUUACGACUUGAAUUAGAAGCCAAUCUUCAUCGUCUUGCUUAUCCCUCUGGUUUUCCUGGUCCUCGUGUUCAAGACUAUCGUUUAACGUUAGAUGGUGGGCCAUAUCGUGAAAAGUUCAGCAUGGUUAUUAAUCCCUUCGAUUCUAUUGAAAGGGAUCAGUUGUUUCCUUCACCACUCGUUUCUUGUACAACCACAAAGCAUGAUAGAAAUAGUAACUUCAAAAGUAGGUCGCCAGCUGAAGAUGAAGAUAUUCUACAAACAACAUCAUCUGCUCUAAUACCACUGAAAGAUAUUAAUGUUACGACUAGCUCAGCUGCCAGUCCAUCAUCACCUAGCAUUAGUCCACCAAUAGUUGAAAAUUUUCAAACCCAUCCAACUCUGUUAACCGACCAAGGUCGAUUGAGUGGUUCAAUGUUUAGUCUUACUAGUACUGCAACUUUAAUUCCACGUCAUCAUGAAAGUAAUCUCUUUGAAUCACACAGUUGCAAUGACUCAUUAAUACCUAAACGCAAUUCAGUUUGUUAUAACUUAAAUUCAAAUAAUUCAGAGAAGGAAGUUUUACGUAAUAAAACACUUGCAAGUGCUGUUAGACCUUCAUCUGUUUAUUCUAAAUCACGGUCUUCAAAAUCUGUGUCUUCGAACUGUGUCCCAUUCAAUAACCAUUGUUCAUUAAGAAUAGAGAAAACUAAGAGAAUUAAAAAAUCUGAUCUUAAACUAUUAGAAGAAGCUGUUCAACAACUUAAAAGUUUACUUUUGAAUAGUUCCGGACAAGCUAUAUGGACGUGGGAAGAUUUUAACAUACAACACAAUUCUUUUAGUACCACAUUUCAGUAUUCUUAUCAAAAUGAAUUUCAUCAGAUUCUUAACAACGAGAAAGUAGAAAAUAAAGAGUCAGUUAUAAAAUCAAUGACUAAUGUUAACUCUUUGGAACAACUUGUUAAACUUGUUGCUCGUAUACUAGCCUUAUCUGAAGCUGGUUCUGAACAGGCUGAAAAGUGUUUGCAGUGCUUACAUGGUCCACCACAUGAUCAUAAUAGCCAGAGUUUAACUUUUGCAGAUGAUGAUUACAAAGAUACGAUUAUUGAUCAUUCAAAUUAUUGUAUGGUUGCACGUUUAUCUCGAGUUGCUUUGAAUACUGGUUUAUCGUGUCCUAGUCGACAUCUUGCUAGUCGUUCUUUACAAAUUCACCGCGCUCUUGGUGGUCAUUUAGACAAGAAAUCUUUUUCACAAUUGUUAGCUAGAUUAGGUGAAACAGUAUCUGAUGGGAGUGAAGAAAUACAGGGUUAUGUCGCUGAACUUUUCCUCACACAAGAAGCGGCUAUUCAUCAUUUGAAAUCAAAAAGUGAUAGUUUGCUGGAAUCUGCGUCUUAUUUUACCUCUGAACCUACCUCUCCAUCAUCUAGUUCACUUAAUGGGAGUGGACGUAAAUCAGUGCAAAAUAUAGUUUCAAUAUCAGAUCGUCGUCAUUUUCAUCGUCAUUCAAAAUCUUCAUCUUUAAUUGGAAAUCGGCCAUGUCAUUUAAGUUCUGUUAUGCCUAUCAAUGAUUGUGGUUUAUCUAAAUUAACUCAAUCAACCUCUCCAAAUUUGGAGUAUACAUCAUCAACCUUAUCAUUUCCUUCGGAUUCUAAUCACUUAACAAAAAUAUCUAGUACUUCAAAUACAUCUACACCUAAGCCAAAUAAUAACAAUAAUAAUGUAUGCCUGUUACCCCCAGAAGAACGUGCUGAUCUGAUUAUUGGAAUCUUUUGGACCGGCGUUUUACUCCUGGAAUCAGAUUUUGAACAUGAAUAUUUGGUUGGUUUAAAACUCUUAAAUUUAGUUAUUCCGAGUGUUUGCACAUCAAAUUUAAGCCAAUCAUCUAAGUGUUCGAAAAUAAAUUUGAGUGAUAGGGCGCAAAAGAUGCUUAACCAAUUACAAUGGAUUCCAUGUUUUCCUGGAAUACUUAGUUUGGUGAUUAAAGGUUGUUCUUCACCAAAUCUUGUGGAUCAGUCUUGUCGAUUACUCGUAUCAUUAAUCCCCUUUCUCACUCAUCCUCUGAUAGUACCAACUGGACGUAUGGGGUUAUCUAUUCAAUUAUCAUUUCCUAUUGUUCUGCUUACUCUUAUGCCUAUGUUAAUAACCGCUUGGGAUGAAGAUCCAUCUACAUCAGUCCCUAUAAACCCAUGUGAUACUAAUGCUGAACAACUUAGUUUCUUACAGGGUGGUUUUCUAGGUAGAGGUAUAUGUGGAUCGUCAAAUGUUAUUCCUCGAGCACUUGGUUCAUGGACGUCGUGUUUUUGUACUCCAUACACGGCGUAUACGAAUCCAAACAUAGCAUCUAAUUCGAAACUAAGGACAGACAGUAUCGGGCUGUUUGGUAAUUGUCCAUCAAACAGCCUUGGCACUUUCAGUGCUCAUGAAUCAACGUCGAACUUAAACUCAAUAGCUACAGGAAGCACUAGUCGCGACACGCAAUUGAAUUCGAAAUCACCAAUUUUACGUCCAAAGAACCCCAUUUGUAUUCAGGCCGCCGAAUCACUUGCUCAGGCUGCAUUAAAAACUGAUCCAAUCCAAUUUACAAAUCUAGCACUGAUUCUCCGUCUUUAUGCUUCUGGUAGUUUUUCCAAGGACGUUGAUCAAUGGAGUCGAUGUGUUAUAUGCUAUUUAUUAGAAGGUUGUAGCUCAAAUAUAUCACGUUUGCUGAAACAUAUCAACAUGCUCUUAACUUCUGGACCACCUUGUCUCCAAUUACCUUUGCUUAAAGUGGCUCACUUGUUUUUACAACAAGUUGAUAUCAAUCAACGAGACAUGGAAUACUCAUUACAAAAUUUUAUUACGUCGAUUGUUAACCAGUUUAUUGGAACAUGUUUAUGGACCCAUGUUAUUCCAAUUUUACAAGUUACCGUUUCACGUUCAGCUGUAUUGAACUCUGUUCCAGAAACACCUGCAUACACUUUACCUGGUUUAGAUCCUUCAGGUAGUGGUCGUGUAUUAGAUUAUGCAAUCGCUUCGGCAGCAGUAGCUGUUCCACUACCAGACAGUGAACCUCCUAGAUUAGAACUUGGUGGUCCUGUGUUAGAUUUCACUUUUAAUGUUCUUCAAGAAGCCCCAUUAUUAGCUUCUCAGUAUGCCCCAAUCUCUUCAUCGCAUUCAACUUCUGAAAAUAUAUCUAAAGUGGAUAUUCCAACAUUUGAUCAUACUUCAUCAUCAAAGGGCACUAAAAAAGAUUUUAUUGAUGUUAGUGAUAUUGGCCUAACUGAAAUAUUCGUAUCAGCAUCUAAUGGGUGGAAUAAGCCAGGAAAUUCUCAGAUACGUUUGCGCGAAAAGCUCUAUUGUUUAGUCAGUUGUUAUGGACUUCCUCCUCAACAGUGUAUCAGUGCUCCAAGAAGUCCUUCGGUUAUAUUCAGUCAAUCUACUGAAACUUUAGAUCCUCAAUUAAGUAUCCAUUCCAGCAGUGAAACAACAUCUGUAGUCGAUAUUAGUAAUUCAGAUGAUAUUCAUUUAGAUGAUACAAGUAGUGGUGAACAGACUGCUGUGUUUCGUGAUUUGGAUACCUAUUUAGAUGCUCAGUUGAUGAAUAUAAACUUUUUAGGUGUACCAGAUUGUAGAUUAGUAAGUUAUUUUAUGUAUUCAUAUUUUCUAUCGUACAAUGGUAUUGAGAUAUGGUUUAGACAGCGGUGGCCAGAUAGUUGAGACUGUAUUACAUCAAACGAGAACAUUAUUAACAGAAUAGAUUCUUAUAGAACUAGUCUGAACACUUCUAACUUUCUUAAUAUACACACUUCUGCUCAAGUAAUGGAAUAUUAUCAUUAUUCAUCAUACCAUCAAAUGUGUUUUAAAGCCAAGUCUAUGAACUUGUAUUUGGUCAGUGCAUAAAUUUAUGAACAUUUAACUAACAACGUUUUUGUAGCUUUAUUUCUACAUUAAUGUAUCUACCGAAUUGUGAUGAAAUGUAGAUUUUCGACGGUGAUGAAAUCAAUUAGUAAGAUGGCUAAAUAGUUUAAAAAUUCUUGUUGAUUCGUAAAGAAAAGCACAAGAGUUCAGCGAGAAAGUCCGAUUUUUAGUGGUAUCGUCCCCAAGUUAUACAACCACACUUAAGUAUUAUGUUCACCUGACAACAAAGCAGGAAAAAUUGCAAACCAAUAGUUAUUUUGAAGAAAAUUAGGUUUUUAAAAAAAAAUAUCAGCGAGACAAUUAUGGUGUGAUGGGAGAAGUUGUACCAGUAAGUUGAACGAUGGAUGGAUAUUUACAGCUUCAUAAACAAUAUUGGGAUGGAAGUCACUGUGCUAGUUAAUACAAUGUAAUUUCAAUGAAGUAUUAAGUGGAAAAAUGCUAAUAGCUUGUUUAGUUGAUGGAUUGUAAAAUCUUUGAAUAUUUUUUACGUAUAAUUAUUCACUAACAUGCAGAUUAUUUUGUUUUUAUCUCCUUGUUAGGCGUCAACAAAUGCUUCCAUGAGUGUAAGUCCAAUGAUAAUCUUCCUGUUUAAAAACAUCUAGGUUGUUUAAUAUACAGAAAGAUUAAGUUCAUCCUCAUUACUUCAAUACAUGUAGACUACUCCUAUAUCAUGAUUACUCUUCAACCAUACAUUUCUAUUCGCUAAAGUGGUUCGUGGUGGUAAAUUUAAUUUGAAGUUAAUUUUCAUCACAAACUAUUAUCAGUUGGUGAUGCAUCACAAGCAAGGAAGCAUUGUCCUAUUUCGAGACUCAACAGCGCACAAUUAUGAUAUUAUAUAGGAUCGAACCCAUAACCGUCAUAUAGAGAUCAAGACACUGUAUACAAUGGUCGAUACUCUAAACUUCAAUGAAUUUUCCAGAUCUAGUGAUCCUCAUCCGAUAUUAAUGAUUAGUCAUGGACCCAAUCUUUGCCCCUAGUUGACUUUGCAGAUCAUUACUCCUCACUUAGAGCCCUGUCAUUUUUAUCAAAUUUAGUAAAUCAUGUUUGACAUAGUCAGAUAAUUUAUGGGUAUUUAUUCAAUGCAACCUAAAGGUCCUUGGUUGAAUUUCAUCAAGUUUCUCAUCAACAGACUCGUUUCAUCUAGCCAGUGUUGGAACAGUAUUCAUUUUCUCCACAGUCAUUCAUAUUAAAUUUGACUGGAACCUAUUUAACACGUAAUGCUUGGUUGAAAUUUUUAUUAUUUUUGUUGUUCACUGCUUUUUAGGAGGAAGAACCUAGACGUCCUUGGGGUGUACGAGGCCAAGCAAUUACAUGUCAUUUCGAUUUUAAUGGAGAUGGAAAUGAAUCAGUUAAUAAUGAGUCUGUCGGUGGCUUAUCUCGAACUGUACAAUCGUUGGAGAAAACAACUAGUAGUUUGGCACAUAGUAUCACAGAAUCGGAUUAUUUUACAGCUGCUUAUCAACAUCAUCAUCACCACUCAGAAAAGCAGCAUCAAAAUAGAACACAUUCAUUGCCACAUUUAACAUGUGUUACUAAUAGUCUAAGUGGUGUGAAAGAUACAGAAUCUAAUAGUUCGAGUACAAAUCGAUAUUCAACGAUAACAAUUAGUAAUAAUUAUACAGAUGAUAACAUAGAUGGCAAAUAUUCAGCAGCAUCAUACAGUGAAGAACAACCACUACUACCACAGUUGGAAUACAAAAAUCCAUCAACUUCACUUGCCUGGCAAUCAUUCGCUGAGGAACAGUCAAAUUUUAGGAUUAAUGAUUUGAUGAAUGAUGAGUUUACUGGAAAAGAAAAGUUUAAUAAAGGUAUACAGGUAGUGAAAUAUCCACUUGUUACCGUACGCAAUUCACGUAGUGAACGUGUAACAUUUAAUCUUGAUGGUGAUAAAAAUCAAGAUGAUAAUGAUGAGGUCGGCAGGCAGGAUGAUGUUCAUCGAAAAAAUAAGAUAUCUAUGGACGAUGGUAUAGAGAAAAUCAAUGAUCGAUGCAUGUCAAAAACGUGUAAGGGAAUCCUAAUCAAUCGCUCAAAUCAUGAUUAUGUUAAGGGACUACAUAAUGGAUUGCUACUGUCCGAUACUGUGCUUGCUAAUAAUUCUCGAGUACGAUCCGCGUCAACACAAUCACUCAAUAAUGAUGGGAAUUACAAUGAAACUAAUAAUUCAGAUCAAAAUUUAAGGUCACGUAUAUAUUUUCCUCGAUGUCUGUCAUCCAAUCGUAAUGAAGUAGGUACAAAAUAUAUAAAUCAUGACAGAUUGACAGAUGAACCUGAACAAACAGUUGAUAAUCACCAUUAUCAUGAUCAUUUUUCUGUGAAUACUCCACAAAAACUUUUGGCUGGACAAAUCAAACGUAGUGUAUCAACAUCUGAAUUAUUAUUGACUAGACAACAUUUUACAUUGAAUAAUAAACCAAAUGAUUACAAAUCUUUAAUUAAUUCUGCAGUGUUGUCACCGUUAACAUAUCAAAAUAAAGUUAGUUAUCAUGUAAAUGACAAAUAUUUUACUAGCUUCUCUUCAUCUUUAUCAUCGACAAGGUCACUGUCGCCAGUGAAUCAUCACAGCCGAUUCGAACAAACGGCGUUUAAUUUAAUUAGUACAAAUGAUAAAGAUAAUUUGAACACUAAUAAUAAUAAUAAUAAUAAUAAUAAUAAUAAUAAUAAUAAUAAUAAUAAUACUGAUUUAUCAAAAAUCAUUUCAUAUCGACCAAAUUUACCUUGUUCUUCUUCCGUAUUGCCUCAAUCGAUUCCACUUUCAUUAUCACCAACAUUAACAGCACCAUCUGUACAUAGUUCUCAUUUAUCACUUCAUUGUAUUGAAAUUAUUCGAAAAUCCAGUGAUCUCCCUGUUAUCCAUAGAAAGCAUAAAGCAACAAGUGAUUCACAUUUGAAUUGCUUUAAUAAACAGUUAUUGUGCCAUCAUCAAAAACUUCAUCAAUCAAAUAGUCAUCAUCGGUGUUAUCAUUUUUCAUGUGUUAAUGAAAGCACUCAUAAUGUUGAUUCUUCUGAGUGUACUUCUUUGAACAAAAUCGUAUCAGUUCAACCAAUACAAAGAUUAUGCAAUUGGAAGUAUCCACUAAUUACUCAACAAAAAUGGAUUGCAUUAGAACCAUUAUCGAACUCAACCUGUUUACACUUCGAUGAACAACAAAAGUUAAUAUCGCUACUGAUGGGACUUCCACAAUUGUAUCAGGAGAUAAUUUCACGCUAUAUUAAUGCUGUUAACGAUACGAUCGAUUUGUCUGUUUGUUGUUGGACUGAAUCAAGCCGAUUGAAUUGUUUAGCGAAAUUAGUCGAAAAAAUCAAAACCUAUUUGAGACCACCUUGGUUUUUUUGUCGUUUAUGUCAGGAUGAUCUUACUGAGACGGUUCAUUCUUAUUUAAUAAGUAACAUGAUUCAUUUAUUGGAAAAACACCAAGGAAUCCAAAAUCAAUUUGAAAAACUUUAUAAUCUAUUACAAUCUGAAAAUACCAGAGACACAUUUAUCCAACUAUUCUGUAAUAUGUUCACUAACUUAAUAGAAUUUGUGAAAUAUUCAUAUGCUAGUGUUGAAACCAUUUAUGCUAAUUUAUCCAAGUUGAAGAAAAAUGAAAUCCUAUUACCUGCAAUACUGGAUCGAUCUUGUCGUUUCCAAUAUUUACUAAAGCGUGUUCUAUUAGGUCUAGAUUUGACCAGUGAUAUCAAUAAUCAUGAUGAUAACAGUGACGUACCUAUCAAACCAGCUAUUUGCAAUGAACCCGCUGCUUUAAAAAAUCAACUAUGUGAAUUCCUAGCAAACAUGCUGACAAGUUUUCCAAACGAUGAAUUACUAACCGGGUCCAAUAAUUUUAAUCCAGAAAAUUGUAAACAAGUAAUUAGAUUGUAUAAACAAUUAUCACAUAAGUCCCCAGAUGAAUCAGAAGUACCGAUUGAUAUGGUGAUCAAUAUACUGAAUAUUUUUGCAAAUUAUGUCUGGGAAAGGGACUCCACUUCAUAUAUUGCAUAUCUUCCGUUACCGGCACUUGACAAAGACAUAAACGACCAACUAGAUACUACCAAUUACUGCGCUUAUUUAACUGAAAGCCUACACCACCUCGUAUUAAAUGAUAAUGUUAAUGAUGGUGAUAAAUUAUGUUGACUAACACACCAGUGUUGUUUUUUUCAAUUUUAUUUUGUGAUUACACGAGAAAAAUUCAGUGCUGAAAUUUUCCCCAGCUUACGAUCAAUACAAUUUCGCAUACACAGUACAAAAUAUACGAUAAAUUUGGACGGAUAUUUUUUGUACAAGCAACUAUGUUUUCAAAUCUAUUUAAAAGAACUAAAUUUUCUGAAUAUAUUCCUUUCCUAGUUCUUUUCACUGAGAUAAGACGUAAUUAACUCCCAUCCAAUAUUUCACUUUAUUAUUAUGUGUAUUUCCUCACAGUGUAUAAAAUAACACACUAUGCUUUUUUGA